Molecule: messenger RNA, 7708 nt
Organism: Meriones unguiculatus (Mongolian gerbil)
Lineage: Eukaryota; Metazoa; Chordata; Mammalia; Rodentia; Muridae
Gene: Hip1
Product: huntingtin interacting protein 1
Exons: 32
Coding region: 292-3315 (1007 amino acids)
Biological process (GO): endocytosis; clathrin coat assembly; actin filament organization
Cellular component (GO): actin cortical patch; extrinsic component of postsynaptic membrane; clathrin-coated vesicle
Molecular function (GO): clathrin light chain binding; phosphatidylinositol-3,5-bisphosphate binding; actin filament binding
Source: RefSeq, a predicted model, not a curated record
CCCUCCCCUCCCCUUCCAUCCCCUUCCCUCUGCGCCCCGCCCCUGCCGUCCUCGGUCCAGCCGCGGUGCCGCCGGCCACCAACAGGGCCCCCGUUGCCAGCCAGCAGCAUGGCACCCCCGGGGCUGCCGUAGCCGCCACCAGCCUUUUGUGGGGUGUACCCGGGAUCUCCCGGGGUGUGGGGAGGACACCCUACCGCUUCCGUCAUGGAUAUGAACAAGAUGGAGAGCUGCUGCUGGCCUUAGGUCCCGUGUGACUCCAGUGGAAUAAAGGGAACAGAGUGUUCUCAAAGGAUGUUCUCGAACCUAGACCCCUCUCCAGAGACUGUCAGCGUCAAUAAGGCCAUUAAUACGCAGGAAGUGGCCGUGAAGGAAAAACAUGCCAGGACGUGCAUCCUGGGCACCCACCACGAGAAAGGGGCACAGACCUUUUGGUCCGUGGUCAACCGACUGCCUCUCUCCAGCAACGCCAUGCUGUGCUGGAAGUUCUGCCACGUAUUCCACAAACUCCUCCGAGACGGACAUCCAAACGUGCUAAAAGACUCUCUGAGAUACAAAAAUGAAUUAAGCGACAUGAGCAGGAUGUGGGGCCACCUGAGCGAGGGCUACGGACAGCUGUGCAGCAUCUACCUCAAACUGCUGAGAACAAGGAUGGAAUACCACACCAAAAAUCCCAGGUUCCCGGGCAACCUUCAGAUGAGUGACAGGCAGCUGGAUGAGGCUGGCGAAAGUGACGUUAACAACUUUUUUCAGCUCACCGUGGAAAUGUUUGAUUAUCUGGAGUGUGAACUGAACCUCUUCCAAACUGUGUUCAACUCCUUGGACAUGUCCCGUUCUGUGUCUGUGACCACAGCUGGGCAGUGCCGCCUCGCACCACUCAUCCAGGUCAUCUUGGACUGCAGUCACCUCUAUGACUACACUGUCAAGUUGCUCUUCAAGCUCCACUCCUGUCUUCCAGCUGACACCCUGCAGGGCCACCGAGACCGUUUCAUGGAGCAGUUCACAAAGUUGAAAGAUCUCUUCCAGCGCUCCAGCAACCUCCAGUACUUCAAGCGGCUCAUUCAGAUCCCCCAGUUGCCUGAGAAUCCACCCAACUUCCUGCGCGCCUCAGCGCUGUCAGAGCACAUCAGUCCUGUGGUAGUGAUCCCAGCUGAGGUGUCGUCUCCAGACAGUGAGCCUGUCCUGGAGAAAGAUGACCUCAUGGACAUGGAUGCCUCCCAGCAGAAUUUGUUUGACAACAAGUUUGACGACAUCUUCGGCAGCUCAUCGAGCAGCGACCCCUUCAAUUUCAACAAUCAAAAUGGCGUGAACAAGGACGAGAAGGACCACCUGAUUGAACGCCUGUACAGAGAGAUCAGUGGACUGACAGGACAGCUGGACAGUGUGAAGACUGAGAGCCAGCGGGCCAUGCUACAGCUGAAGGGCCGAGUGAGUGAGCUGGAGGCAGAGCUGGCGGAGCAGCGGCACUUGGGGCAGCGAGCUACAGAUGACUGUGAGUUCCUGCGCACGGAGCUGGAGGAGCUGAAGAGGCAGCGAGAGGACACAGAGAAGGCGCAGCGCAGCCUGACAGAGAUAGAAAGAAAGGCCCAGGCCAAUGAACAGCGGUAUAGCAAGCUCAAAGAGAAGUACAGUGAACUGGUUCAGAACCAUGCUGACCUGCUUCGGAAGAAUGCAGAGGUGACCAAACAGGUGUCCUUGGCCAGGCAAGCCCAGGCGGAUUUGGAAAGGGAGAAGAAAGAACUAGCCGAUUCCUUUGCACAUGUAAAUGACCAGGCCCAGCGGAAGACUCAAGAGCAGCAGGAUGUACUCGAGAACCUGAAGCAUGAGCUGGCCACCAGCAGACAAGAGCUGCAGGUCCUGCACAGCAGCCUGGAAAGCUCUGCCCGGUCAGAAGCCAAAUGGCUGGCCCAGAUCUCCGAACUGGAGAAGGAACAGGGGGGCCUGCUGACUGCCGCAGCUCAGAAAGAGGAAGAGCUAUCAGCCCUCCGAGACCAGCUGGACAGCACCCAGCUCAAGCUGGCCAGUGCCCAGGAAGCCACGCACCAGCAGGUAAAGGCCCAGAGGGAGACCCUCUUGACAGCAACCAGGAAGGCUGCCGAGCGCGAGAUACAGGAGGCGCUGGGCCAGCUGGAAGAGCCUGCCAUCAUCAGCUGCGCAGGGUCCACAGAUCACCUUCUCUCCAAAGUCAAGUCUGUUUUCAGCUGCCUUGAACAACUGGAAAAGAACCGCAGCCGGUAUCUGGCGUGCCCCGAAGAUAUCGGUGACCUUCUGCACUCAGUAACCCUGCUUGCCCACUUGACCAGCGACACCAUCAUUCAGGGGAGUACUACCAGCCUCCGGGCCCCACCAGAGCCAGCCGACUCUCUGACAGAGGCCUGCAGGCAGUGUGGCAGGGAAGCCCUGGCCUAUCUGUCCUCCCUCGAGGAAGGAGGAGCCAUGGAGAGAGCUGACAGCACAGGCCUGAGGAACUGCCUGGACAGGAUCAGGGCCAUUGGCGAGGAACUGCUGCCCAGAGGCCUAGACAUCAAGCAAGAAGAGCUUGGUGACCUGGUGGACAAGGAGAUGGCUGCCACUUCAGCUGCCAUUGAAGCUGCCACCACCCGGAUAGAAGAAAUACUCAGUAAAUCCCGAGCAGGAGACACGGGGGUCAAGUUGGAGGUGAACGAAAGGAUCCUUGGUUCCUGUACCAGCCUGAUGCAAGCCAUCAAGGUCCUCGUUGUGGCCUCCAAGGACCUCCAGAAGGAGAUUGUGGAGAGCGGCAGGGGCACUGCAUCCCCUAAAGAAUUUUAUGCGAAGAACUCCCGGUGGACAGAAGGGCUUAUAUCUGCCUCCAAAGCUGUUGGUUGGGGAGCAACCAUCAUGGUGGAUGCUGCUGAUCUUGUGGUCCAAGGCAAAGGGAAGUUUGAGGAACUGAUGGUAUGCUCACAUGAGAUUGCUGCCAGCACAGCACAGCUUGUGGCUGGAUCCAAGGUGAAAGCUAACAAGGGCAGCCUCAAUCUGACCCAGCUGCAGCAGGCCUCUCGGGGAGUGAACCAGGCCACAGCUGCUGUGGUGGCCUCUACCAUUUCCGGCAAAUCUCAGAUUGAGGAGACAGAUAGUAUGGACUUCUCAAGCAUGACACUGACCCAGAUCAAGCGCCAGGAGAUGGAUUCCCAGGUUAGGGUGCUAGAGCUGGAAAACGACCUUCAGAAGGAGCGUCAGAAGCUGGGAGAGCUCCGGAAGAAACACUACGAGCUGGCCGGCGUCGCCGAGGGCUGGGAAGAAGGGACAGAAGCAUCACCUUCUACUGUUCAAGAAGCAAUACCCGAAAAAGAAUAGAGCCAAGCCAACGUCCAAUACAUCAGAGUGUAAAUCCUUGUUCCCCUUCUGUUUGUGCUGAUCCCACCAUGGCACUCCAGGUCCCUUGCAGACCUCUCCAUUGACAAAAGCUGAAGGCCGUCAUGUUUCCUCGCGCAUGAUGAGUUCUUCCCGUGUCCCUGGCAUAAGGCAGACCAGGGUCGGCCUGAGCAAGCUCAGAUCCACAGAAAAACAGCGACAUGGCCAUCCUGCCUUGCCUAAUAUCCGCUUCUCAUCAGUCGUGUCCCUCUUAAGAGAGGGCUCUUGUCCUUGUCCUGUCACGGGGAGCUUAGAGAGGAGACAUCUUACACCUGUUCUUUUUUUUUUUUUUCCCCCUCCUCAGUCUUUUGCAUUUUGUCAUUUGCACAAACUUGUGAGCAUCUGGACUCCGUUGGAUUCCAAACCAGACCGCUGCCUGAAUCCAUGGCCAGAAGGACAGCCGGCCUGGCCAGUAACACCAAAGCAACGGUUCUUCCCGCCACACCACACUUUUGGCAGUUGGAUGGUUUCCCUCCUGCUUAUCAUUAGGUGGCCAAUCAGCUCUUUUGGUUUCCUGUUUCGAAAGUUUCACACAGCCAACCUUCCCAAGAAGGGUUCCAACCCUCAGCCCCACCCUGAGCUCUGAGCCUUCUGAGAGGAAAGCCCCCACACACACCAUGGUGCGGCUCAGGCUAUGCCGUGGUGCUCCAGCUCAGCCCUGUGUCAGCCAAGGCCACGCCACAGGGUGACGACUCUCCUUGGAAGUCUGAAGCAGAGCUAGUGCCUUUACUUUCUGACCCUGAUGCCAGCCCAAGGCCUCUUUCCAAGCCAGGGAGCACCAGAGUUUAAAAUAAAAGACGAAGAAAAAGAAAAACUACAGGGGUGCAGCUGUUCAGGAGGCAAAUUUCUUAGGAGCUCCUGCGAGCAGGUUCCCCUCCUGUCACACGCCGGAAUGGAGCUGGUGUGAACAGCGACACUACAUCCCCCGAGCGAAGCUCCUGUGCCAUGUCACUGCGGUCGCCUCUCGUCAAACCUAGGCAAGGCCCUCAGAGGGACAAAUAUAAAGGACCAGAAGUGGGGCCUUCCCCUGCUGGCCUGCUUCUGCAUCCUGUUGAACCAGAAAGAGAUGGUUCUGUGUGCUACUUAUCUGACAGACCCACUUGCUUCCAUCAGGAAAAGGCCUCUGCUCAGUGUAGGACUCUUUGUAUGUAUUUAUUACUAACAAUCUUCACGCAGUGUCUGCCCCAGAGAUGCUUGGGGCAAUCAGGACCGAGGCUGACUGACCAGGCUUGCCCUCUGCCAUCAUUCUUCACAAAUCAUGCACAAGGUUAAAGGGCCAAACCCUGGUCAUUUCCAGGCUCGGAUUCCCAAAGGAGGCAAGUUCCUCAAAGCACUGAGGAGCAGGGAAAAGGAGAAAGGGACCACUGGCUAUGACACUGUACCCACCACCACCCACCCAUUCUUGCUCCUGUGCAGACAGGGUGGGCACACACGGGCAUCCCACCUAGACACAAGAAACCAGAUGGCACUUUGCAACUCCCAAAUGGACCCCCUGAAUUAAGUGACCUUCUGAUCUGUAGGGUGGGGCAGACAGAUGGCUUCUUCCUUCUUUAUCUGCAGUGAAUGCAUAGGCGGCAGCCAGCUGCAGUUCCUUGAGCCUGUCCCCACUGGGGCAUGGUUCAGCGUUGCUGGGUACUGGGUUGUAAGACUAACGUUUGAUCACUGUGAAUUAACCCCCCUUUUCCUGCUACACCCACCUCCACUCUGUCCCCAGGUGUUUUCUCAGUGGGCAUUCUAAAAACUCCCAGAAACCCAGAUGACUGCUGAGACAUGUGACCUUCACAUUGGGCAAAAGGAGUUAGUUAUUGGCAGCAGAAGCUGCCCAUUCUGAUACCAGAAGACUGUCUCUCUGCUUAGAGUUUCUUGAGUCCAAGGACCAGAACAAACAAUGUGUGGCAUUGUUGGCCCAUUUGUGCCAAUCAAGCCAACCCACAUGAUCACUGUAGGUCAGCUGUUCCAAAUAACUAGGUAGCCCUUGCUUAUAGGGUCAGUAGAUCAGGACUCUGAAUGAAUAACACACCUGUCUGGAAAGCCAUCAUCAUUUUAAAAACCUUAGUGAACUCUGCCCAAGUAGCCAAGUCAAGAGCCCCAGCAUGAGGUCAGUCAACAGCACAGGAGGGUCCCUCCCUACCUGCUUGAUGUCCCAUCAGUACUUUGUAGUAACUCAAGUCAGAAACUGUCUUUUUCUAGCCAGGCUUGCUAGUGCAUGCCUGCCAUCUUGGCACUCGGGAGACUGAAGCAGGACAAUCUUGUAUAUAAGUGGUCUUUGGAGACAGGGUCUUACUGCAUAGCCCUGGAUGGCCUCUUCAAACUAGCUUUGUACACCUCAUUGUCCUUGAACUCAAAGAGAUUUCCUCUGCCUCCCAAAUGCUGGGAUUAAAGGUGUGAGCCAUUGCACCCAACUUAGGCCAUAAUUAUUGGCUCUGCUGUUACCUAAACAUGAGUCUUUAACUCAGUGGUUGGACAAACCAAACUCUGAAAAUCCCUAUAGCUCAAAAGGAGACACACAGCCUUUUAUAGCCUGAGGCUCCUUAGACUAAAGUGUGCUGCAAGGGUGUAGCCAGACCCUCAAGACAGGGAACUGAGGGGCCAGAGAGAGGUUGGCAUUUAAGAGCACCUCCUUCUCUUCCAGAGGACCCAAGUUUUGUUCCCAGUGCCCACAUCAUGUGGCCUGCAACCGCCUCUAACUCCAGCUCCAAGGGAUCCGAUGCCCUCCACUGGUGGCAUGCAGUCAUGUGGACACACACACAUCCUUUUAAGUAAAAAUAAUUCUUAAAAAGUACUUUUUAAAGACAGAAGAUUGACAAAAUAAUGGCUGAGGGUGGGGUGAGGAGGAAGCUCACGUCCAGCCAUGUCUCAUAUUUAACGGUAUUGCAGUUUUCUGGUCAUCGAGAUUAAGCACAUGUAUGCAUAGAUCUCCCUUCGAGGGGUCAGGUCAUAGCUGAGCAAGGAGUUUAUUAACUACCAGGCUUGUCAGUGCACACCUGUACUCCCAGCAUUUGGGAAUUGGAGGCAGAAGGGUUGUGAGUUCAAGUCUAGCCUGGAUUAUAUUCUGAGACCUUAUCUCAAAAAGAAAAAGACUAAUGUAAAUGGCUUGUUGACUGUACUCACCACAUCACUAUUUCUAGAGUCCUGUGUGUUUAAACCCUUAGCCCAGUAGCUCAGAGGACCAGACACCUCCAGGGCACCCUUUCUCAGAACUGGUGUGGAUGCCGAGUCAGGCACCAGGGGUUGUGCCAGGUAACCUGAGGCACAAGUAUUUGUCAUUGUGGUCACAUUACUGUGAUGUGACCUCUCAUCUUAGGAGGAGUUGGUCCUCAUCUUCUGUCUAGGGGAGUUUUUACUUAGUCAUCAGCUUGGUUGUGGAAGGGUCUCUGGCACUGUUUGACCCUAAUUUUUAAUAGAUGGCAAAUGUGCUACCCUGUAUUAUUGCCUUUCUGUAUCUCUGGGAACCUUGCUGGAAAAGCAAGUCUUUGGGCACAACACUAACUGCCAAUUAGAAUGGCUUUGCCCUCCCGGCCAUCUUGGAAACUUCUUAUUGGCCUUCAAACCAGAGUGGGCAUUGCCUUCUCUCCACCAUCUUUGAGCAUCCUCUAUGUUGGCAUCCAACAAGAAUGAGCUUUGCCUGCUCUUCCUGAUCUUGGAGUCUCCAUACCUUCCAAGCAGAACAGCUUUGCCCUCUCUGCCAUCUUGGAUCCUCCAUAUUAGCCUUCCAACCAGAGUGGUGGUUCUCAGAGACCGUGCUGUCUGUAACAUUGGAAACCACUACCGCACUUGCCAACCCUCAACAGUGAUCCAGAACAGCUAUGUGCCACCCUGGCUCCCACGUCCAGGCCAAAUGCAGGACCAGCAAACAUAGUGGUAGAGUGCCUCUCCCAGGAGCCAAAGCCACAAAUGUUUGAUUAGACAUGACUGGAUCCAGGUGUGAGCAUAGAACCUUCUAGACAUGUGUUUCAGGUGACCCUCAACUACCUCAGGUUUGAAGACCCUAACUGAUUACCAUUCUAGGGACAAACCGAGGAAUCCGGCUGGAUCUUGGUGAUAACCUAAAUAUCUUAAGCUUAUAACAGACUCUCAGACAUGCAGGGGUGGGGUUGGUUUUCGAUUGUUUAUACCCUCCCCCUUAGUUUUUAACCUUUUCCACCAUUUUCCAUUAGAAUAGUUCCUCUAAGUAAAUUCACUUUUCACAGUGUGCCUACCUUCCCAGGGCAGGUAGCUACCGGCUCUUGUUUCCUCCCAACAACUUUUAUUAUGGAAUGAAGACCUUUCUUUGUAUAAUGCAUUGCAUCUGUGUUUUUAAUUUUUCCAAUAAAUAUGUCAGCCUGGCUGUGGAGAA